UUCCUGUUGCUCUGUGCGUACCAAACACUCCCUGGUAUGUACAGACUGAAGGAAGCCCAUCAACGAGCAUUGGGGAAGUUCGAAUGAUUCUGUCUGCAUAUUGUAGAUCUGGCUCUGUUACAGAGUUGAGAAUUACAGAAUUGGGAAUACAAUGGGUACGUUAUGAUCCUCAUCUCUCUAAAGAUGAAAUAGCAAAAUGCCAUAUUGGAAUUUGGGGAUUGUUGGGAAUUUGUAUUUUAGCUCUGAUGACUUCUCUUGUGGUGAAUGUUAUCUACUGUACAGCGAACCGUCAAAAAGCUCCCAGAGCAAUAUACCAAAGCGUCAAACAAUUGCAGAGUCCUGUGAUUCAGGAAGUGGAUGACAAUCCAAUUUAUGGUAACCUCAACCAGGAUACCACAGGUGAAGACGAGAGCUGUUAUGAAGCCAUGACACCAACUAAUAGAUAUGGAGAUGAAACCAAGGUGAUGAUUGAAAGUCAGAUGUGUUAUGCAUCUCUAGAUCUUUCAGUGGAACAAAAGAAACGACGCAGAAACUUGGAAAAACAAAGGACAAAUAAUGAUAUACUAGAGCAUGACAAUAUGCCACUUAACACACAUGCAUUGACCUCAAGGCCCAGCAUUUAUCUGAACAGCGAGCAGCUUUCUUUUAAUGAAGAUAGAAGAGAAGAAACUAUUCAUGAUGAUCCAGUUAUUCUUUAUGGCAGGAUAAAUACGUCGCAAAGCAAAUUGUCAGUAAAUGAUACAGCAAUGGCAUUCGACAAUACAAAGUGACUUUUAGCUUGUGCUGGUAUCAGUGCUGGUAAGAUUUAUCAUGAAGCAAUGCAGCAUCUAGGGAAAUGUGUAGAAGGAAUGACUUUAUUGUGAAAAAGUUUCCAUUGAAAGUUGUUUUGUGCAUCAUUUAUAUGGAAAAUAGGGAAGAACAAACUACUUCUGGUUUUAAAUUUCAAGUGCACUUCCAAAAAAUUCCAUUUAAGAAACUUCAUUUUGAAUUCAUGAGCAGUGAACAGCACUGAAAAAUAAACAUGCCAAUUAAUAUUUAAUUUUUCCAUAAUUCAUCCAUUUUAGUACUUGUGCAUUUUUAAUCAAAGGCAUUCUAACUAGUCCGAAUUUUCAAGUUUAUUCAUAUGUCAGACAUCUCCAUGUUGUCACUUACUGAAGACACAUGGUAGAAAUGCAUCAUCUCUGGCUAUAUCCAUUUGAAUAAAGCAAUUCAGAUAGGGAAAGCAGAAUGCUAAAUAUGGCAAUAUGUUUAAACCAAGAAGUGAUGCUUGGGACGUAGAUUUAUUAAACAUAUCCAAAUUUUUGAACGUUUUAAAUCCAGGUCAUUUAACAAUUUGAGUCACCUGCCAUUGGCAAUGCCAUUGGUUUAAAAUAAGUCUAAAUAUAAAAAAGCUAAGUAGGCCAAUAAAAAAAUUAGGUGUGAUUCAAGGCUAGAGUAUUCUAAGGCACUCUUGGCCAGCCUCCCAUAUCCUACCCUCUGUAAACUUGAGGUUAUCCAAAACUGUCCUAAUUCACGCCAAAUCCUGUUCAUUCUUCACUCCGAUGCUCACUGAUCUACACUGGCUCUCAGUUAAGUAAUGCCUCAAUUUUAAAAUUCUCGUCCUUGAUCUCAAAUCCACGGCUUCCCUGCUCACUAUCUCUGUAAUCUCCUACAACAUUGCAAUCCUCCUAUCUGUGCUCCUCUAAUUCUAGCUUCUUAAGUACCCUACUUUUAAUUAUUCCACCAUUGGUGGACAUUCAGCCUUCAGCUGUCAAGGCCUUAAGAUCUGGAAUGUCCUUCCUCAACCUCUCUCCUCAUCUUUAAGACACUCCUUAAAACCUCUUUCUUUGACCAAGCUUUUGGUCAUCUGUCCUAAUAUUUUAUGUGGCUCAGUGUCAUAUAUUGUUUUAAUCCUGUGAAGUACCUUGGGAAGUUUCAUUACAUUAAAAGGUGCUAUGCAAGUACAAAUUGUUGUUGUUGACACAUGCUAAUUUUUACCUUAAAUGGCAUUUAUGUGAACACAUUUCCCCUGCCUUAACACUUUUACCAUUGGAUGCUGUUACAAACCAGGAAAACCAAACAUUCCUAUAACUGAUUAUUAUAGAUUGUAGUAAUUGUAAGACAUCGAUAAAUGUCAAAUUCUGAGCUGAUAUUUAAGUAAAGGCUUGAUACGUAGCAAGAUGCAUAUUUAAACAAACAGCUAUAUAUGUGCAAAAGUUGCAGUCAAUCACCUCAAAUUGCAUUUGAAAAUGCAAAUGGCUUAAGACUUGGAGAUAAUGCUUUUUGGGGUAGGAAUUCUGCUUCAUCACUCACCAGUCUGUGAUUUCCCUUUCAUUCAAGUGAAUGAGCAGAAAAUCACAGUCUGGCAAUUAUAGAAAUUAUUCCUUUCUUUUUCAAAUAGUGACCAACACAAUGCAAAAUUGAAAAUAAGAUAAUUUAAGUCAAAGACUGAUGGGAAAGCCUCAACCAUUGAGGCAGCACAAUCAUAGAUCAUUGGAGUGUCGGCACUUAACUUAAAGGCAUGUGGUGAAGAUUGUGGCCAAUGUACAUUUUAAACUUAUAACUUGUUUUUCCUUUAACUGAACAGGAAUUAUCUCCAUUAUCAUCAUGGUUAGGUCUGGGACAGAUUUUGAAAAUGUUGCUAUUUCUAAUAGGAGGCAUUAACAACAUAAUGACAGGGCAAUGUUUGCAGAUUUGCUAACAAAAUGGUAAUGCUAAUUAUAUUUUCUUAUAUACUGAGUGUGUAUUCUGAAGUAAAAGUUAACACCUGCAGAUUAUUUAAAUAAACAUUAAAUUAUAUAAAGUA
This is a messenger RNA of Carcharodon carcharias (great white shark), 2785 nucleotides long. RefSeq names its product T-cell receptor-associated transmembrane adapter 1-like. NCBI's taxonomy places the organism in Eukaryota, Metazoa, Chordata, Chondrichthyes, Lamniformes, Lamnidae. The record is from RefSeq and is a predicted model, not a curated record. The coding region runs from base 84 to 770 and encodes 228 amino acids. Gene Ontology annotation, biological process: positive regulation of T cell receptor signaling pathway; negative regulation of receptor recycling. The transcript has 6 exons. Gene Ontology annotation, cellular component: T cell receptor complex.